Messenger RNA from Drosophila navojoa, 320 nucleotides. It is a transcript of the gene RpL39, whose product is annotated as ribosomal protein L39. Gene Ontology annotation, cellular component: ribosome; cytosolic large ribosomal subunit. Gene Ontology annotation, molecular function: structural constituent of ribosome. Gene Ontology annotation, biological process: translation. NCBI's taxonomy places the organism in Eukaryota, Metazoa, Arthropoda, Insecta, Diptera, Drosophilidae. The record is from RefSeq and is a predicted model, not a curated record.
CUCAAUUUCGCCCAUCGAUAUAUAUUGCUUUGAAUUGUCAUCCCUAAUCUAAACCUUCUUUCCGGUGUAGCCGUCUUCAACGGAGGUUAAAAUGGCCGCACAUAAAUCGUUCCGCAUCAAGCAAAAGCUUGCUAAAAAACUGAAGCAGAACCGCUCGGUACCACAAUGGGUUCGCUUGCGUACUGGAAAUACUAUUCGGUACAAUGCUAAGCGUCGUCACUGGAGGCGUACUAAGUUGAAGUUGUAAACUUAUGCAAAUGCCGUUUUUCGCAGUUUUGUAGUUUGUAUCAAAUAAAUUAAUUUUUGAAAUACAAACUAAA